GAGGCAGUCGUGGUGCCGUCGCUCAGUCCUCGUUCGGAGCCCACCGCGACGCCGCGAGACCCGAGACCCGCGACCCGCGAACACGUGUGCGCGAUUUCAGUGAGAGUCACGCGGACGCUAGCGCGAUUCCCGCCAAAAUUCGCGACGACCGAAAUCCCGUCCGGUCGAAGUGUACUGAUUAGAUUUUGGCAUCAGAGGAUUUUUUUGGAAUUUGGAUCAAGUGCAGAGGUGAAGAAACGCCGUUUCAAUGCGAAAUUCUUAUUCACAAAAAACUCGAAACUCUAGAUAACCGAUGCCAAAAAUACUGGUAUCAACAACGAUGUGGUGGGACAUAUUUGGCGCAUCUAUAGUGCAUCUCGUGGAAAAGUUGAACUUGACCAUGUCAACAGCGAACGAUGACUGUUUUAUACUUUGAAGUAAGGUUACAGUGAGUGACCCACGCCGAAGGGCCAGUGCGAUGGCGAAUAAAAAUUCGGCAACUUUGUGCGUCGAGUUGGAAAAAGGCGCCGGAAAACCGGGAUCAGUAGUAAAGUCUGUAAAUCCUGUUAAAUCUAAAAUUUCAGAAUGUCGAGUCUACCGGAUCAGAUGGCUCAUCCUGUUCCUGUUCGUGCUUUACUCGAUGGCCAAUGGGAUGCAAUGGAUCCAGUACUCCAUCAUCGCCGAUGUCGUCACCAAGUACUACUCGGUUUCCAACUUCGCAGUCGAUCUCACCUCCGUCAUCUACAUGUUCACCUACAUCAUUCUCAUAUUCCCUGGCUCUUGGGCCCUUGAUAAAUUGGGACUGAGGAAAGCUGUACUUUUGGGUGCAUUCGGGACCUGCUUUGGGUCCAUAGUGAAACUGUUCUCAGUGCACCCCACAUUAUUUUACGUGACUUUCAUUGGACAGACCAUCGUAGCCAUCUCUCAAGUGUUCAUCCUCAGCGUUCCAGCAAGGCUCGCCGCUGUGUGGUUUGGACCCUCCGAGGUGUCACUGGCAUGCUCCAUCGGAGUUUUCGGCAACCAGGUAGGUAUUGCUGCAGGUUUCCUGUUCCCGCCUACGAUUGUGGCGCCAAGUGAAAAUCCUGAUGUUGUCGGGGCCCGUCUCCAACUCAUGUUCAACAUCGUCGCUGCGUUUACAGGGAUCCUCCUUGUUCUCCUGCUAAUAUUUUUCAAGGAUGCUCCAGAGCUCCCACCAAGCCCUGCUCAGGCGGCGCAAAGAGCAUGUGAGCCUUCAGGAUUUGGCAGUUCAAUAAAAAGACUGUUCAUGAACCCAGCAUAUGUUCUGCUCCUAUUCUCGUACGGAAUAAAUGUUGGAGUUUUCUAUGCAAUAUCUACUUUACUGAAUGACGUCAUACUAGGAUAUUUCCCGGGUCGACAGCAAGAUGCAGGUCAAAUUGGACUUGUAAUUGUGAUAGCUGGAAUGGUGGGAUCUAUUCUAUGUGGCAUAAUUUUGGAUAGAACUCAUAAAUUUAAGGAAACAACAUUAGUUCUCUACUUCCUUUCUUUGGCUGGAAUGAUCUUGUUUACAUUCACCUUGGGCAGUGGAUACUUGGAGGUUGUGUACUUCACAUCUGGAGUUGUUGGAUUCUUCAUGACUGGUUAUCUACCUGUUGGGUUCGAAUUUGCUACAGAACUAACCUACCCAGAGCCAGAAGGAACAUCUUCAGGAAUGUUAAAUGCGUCUGCUCAGAUAUUUGGAAUUGCUUUUACAAUGUUUGCAAGACUGAUUUUAAACACAUUCGGUGACCUUUGGUCUAAUUUAAGUUUGUGCGCUGCACUUGUUGUCGGGGCAGGAAUGACCACUAUUAUAAAAUGCGAUUUGCGGCGACAAACUGAACAAGUGAAAAAUUUACCCCGACCUGCAGUUUAGUAAAAAAUUCCAAUUUAAAUUAAUAUGUAUGUAAUUUUGUACAAAAUAAUACAAGGAAAAUGCAUUGAAUCUCCAAACAUUCUAGGGUUAGGAAGAAAACUCAUUUUUCGGAAUUUGUAACAUAGUACAGUUGUAAAAUACAAGGAGACUUAAAACUUCACUUCCACACUAUAAAAGCAGCCCAAGUGAGUUUUGAGACGCUUAAGUUCCUUCAUCAGUAUUUUUAUUUUCCAGUUUAAAGGAUUGAAGAAAGCUAAACUAAAUAAGGUGCUACGAAUAAUGAAGAAUUUACUGAUCUGCAAGAUAUUCAACUGAUCAUUUUACACAAACUGAUUGCAGUGGAGGCACGGGUCGUAAGACAGUUUGUUGGAGUUUUUUGCCAACGUGCAUUAAAAGAAAAUGUGCACAUAUGAGCUUUUCCCACUGUUUGAGAUUUCCAGCUUUGUGCUGAAUUUUUAACGCAUGUUGGUAAAAAACUCCAACAAACUGAUCAUUUCAACUGAUGCGUUAUUUGUUGUGAAUAAUAACUUGCUUUACUACACAUAGUUUACUGCUCAUCUGAUCAAUUUGCUGAAUAAAGGCAACGAGAUUUUCUGAUGAAUAAUUAAAUAUGAAUAUCUGAUUGGUUAGCAAUAAUUCUAAGAUUCAUUAAAAUAGUUCAGUGUACAUUUUGUAGGUAAUAGUAGAUUGAGUUCAUAGAGAUCUUUUGUAUUCAUUGAUAAGGGGUAAUUUUCCCAAGUAGAACAAGGAACUUUGACUGCUGCUCAUAAAUAAAGUUUAUUGAACACAGUUACAUUUACAUGCUUCAAUUAUACGAUUCUUAGCCGAAGAUUCUUCCAAUAUUUUUGUACAAAUUUUAAAAGGUCCUCUAAGAAUUGAGAUUUUUAUAAAGUGAGGAGAAUUUUCUAAAAUUCAUUCAAGCAGUCAUUCCAUUUUUACGCAGUAUUUACAGAUUGAAAAAGUUACAUUAUCAAACAUGAAAAUGUGAUGAAAAAGAAAGUAAGGGAAGAAAAAACUUCACAGGAACCACACAGUUCAAGAAGCGUGAGAUUUGUGAUUCACGUGAUACUACUGAGUUUGAGACUAAGAGCUAGGAAUUACUCUAAGCUUUGGCUAAGACUUGGUAUCCUCCCCUAAAUUUUGCACAGUACACUCUCUCUAUAAUAAAUCUGCAACGAACCGAAAAAUCUUUCUUCAGAGAGAAAUUUUUUAUAUUACAAGUGGCGCUCAACAAACAUAGGAACUAGGAAGUUCAAAGGACCAAACGAUUCUUUUGUUAGAGAGAAGUGUUUGUUAUAAUAGGUGGCAAAAUACAGACAGAGAGAGAGAGAGAAUGCUGUACUUUCAAAAUAACGAUUUCAUUGGGGGCAAAUUCCCAAAUACUCAAAUCAUUUUUCACUGAUUUUAGAUCCUCAAUUUUGAAUCAUGGUAAAUAAAAUUAUUUACCAGAUUCAGUAAGAAUGAGUUUCAACAUUCUGCAAUAUUGCAGCUAGUCGGUGUAGAUUUUGCACCAAGCCACCUUAUUUUAAUCUGGUAAGGUGGACUUCCAUUUUUGUCAAUUUCAAAGGUAAUGUCUCGUUUAUGUUUUUUGUUGUAACACUCAUUAGAUGAAAACUUCCAAGAUGCACUGCCAUUUGUUUCUUUCUUAAACAGAAAAAGCAUACCAGCAGCACUAAAUUUCUUAGAUAAACUUUUCCUUAACCAAAAAUGCUGUCAAUUAGUUCUAAUUGUACUGCUUUAGAAUAUUUCCCAUGUGAUUUUUCAAUAUGUAAACGUACAAAAGAACAGUGUUCCACCUUCACCAGGCACUGGACCUCAAAAGAUCCCAAGAAUCGGGCUUUGGCGCCAAAAAAUUGGUGGAGGGGGCUGAGCCAUUGUGGCGCCAAAACAAGUUGACGCACCCUGUUGAUUAAUUAAACUUGCAAACUCGAAGCAGCGGUAGCGAUUUCAAAGUACCGUUUGCAACACCGCAGCCUUCACCACCGAUACAUGUUGCAAUUCCUCAUUUGUGCCUUUGGUUGCAAAAUUUCAUGCAACAUGAUGCAAGUACAAAAAGUAAAUUUGGCUUCUGAAAAUUGAGCUUUCCAGACAAGAUAGCUCCUAAAAUUUUAGGGUGAGGGUAGAACACUGCAAAUGAAAAUUUGAAAUGAUUUCUGUUAAUUAUACUUUUUUAAAAAUUGAAUUAGAUGUGAGAAGACAACUGAUAUUAAAAGACAAGUAUGGCUCUUGUAGUCAAAGCAGUAAUAAUAUGUGAGCAGAAAACUGAAGUUUCACAAUAAAAUAACACUAUUGUAGCAACGAAGGCAAAAUACUCAUGACAGAAAGUUUGAAUGUUGAAGAAGUAAAAAAAAAAAAAAGUUGUUCGUGCCAUUUCAGAAAAAAAAUUGGCUUUAACUUUUUUGUUAAUUUUACUCUCUGAACUUAGCUACUCUAUUUGUGUUUACAGAUUUUUGAACCAUAGUAAAGUAACGAGUAUACUUCAGCCUAUAGGACAUUAAUGUUAAGUUUAGUUUUAGGUAAUUAUAUAGAAAAAAAAA
Molecule: messenger RNA, 4386 nt
Organism: Bemisia tabaci
Lineage: Eukaryota; Metazoa; Arthropoda; Insecta; Hemiptera; Aleyrodidae
Gene: HisT
Product: Histamine transporter
Biological process (GO): heme export; transmembrane transport
Cellular component (GO): membrane
Molecular function (GO): heme transmembrane transporter activity; heme binding
Source: RefSeq, a predicted model, not a curated record